AUGCGUGUCCUGCAGACAAGCCCAGGACUUGUGUUCUCACUGCAGGAUGUCUUGGCUACCAGCCUAUCUGCCAACUAUCCUCCUCAGAAACUGCGGGGCUCCAGGGUUUCCCAAGCGGCGCCCGAAGCGCAGGGCCGGGCGGACCGCGGCGAGGGCGGGGACCGCGCCCGCGCUCAGACUCCGGACCCGGCGGCGGGUAUCGGGGCGCGGCUCCCGGCCUGGCGCGGACUUCGGCCGCGGCUGCCGCUCGGAGCACGUUCCCGCCGGACGCCGAGCCCCGCGGCUGCCCGCAGGAUGCGCGCCCUGGCCGCCCCGGACGCCGACGCCGCGGGCCCCCGGGCUCGGGACGCGGAGGCGCCGCCGCGCCGGAGCGCGGCCGAGAGGCUGGCGGCCGACCGCGCCAAGUACGUGCGGGGCCUCGCGCCCGAGGGGCCCGCGGGCGACCCCCACGGCCCCGCACGCGCCCCCGAGCCCGUGGUGCGCAGGGUGAUCGCGCGCAAGCCGCUGCGGCCCGACUCGCUGGUCAUGUACCGGCAGAAGUGCGACUUCGUCCGCGGGUCCGACGCCGACGCCGCGCGCGCGGGGCUGGCGAAGAGGCGCGUCCCGGGCCCGGGCAGGGACCGGGCCGCGGGCCCCGCCGAGGAGGGGGCGGCAGGGGCGGCGGGCAGGGCCGGCGCCGGGGAGGCCGCUGCCCCCGAGGCCCCUGUGCCCCCGGCCCCCGGCCCGCCUGCGCCCCCGGCCCCCGGCCCGCGCCCCGCGGUCCCCGCGUCCGACCUGGCCCCCAGCAGCGCGGCGGCCGCGCGCGGGGGUCCGGAGCUGCGCGGGGCGCGGCGAGCGGGGCUGCGGCGCUCGCAGUCCGACCUCAGCUCCCGCUUUUCCGUGUCGCUGGCCGAGCUGGACUCCUUCUUCCAGUUCUGCGGCCUGGAGCCCGACGUGGUGGAGGCGCUCGGCCGCGAGAACUUCUCCGCCGACGGCGAGCGCGCGGCGCGCAGGUCCCGCUGCGUGAGCGUCGCCACCUCCGACAGCGGCUUCUCGCGGCGCAGCGACGAGGGGCUGCAGGAGGAGGAGCUGACGGAGCAGGUGCCCAGCACCACGUCGGUGGUGGAGAGGAACGCGCGCAUCAUCAAGUGGCUGUACACCUGCAGGAAGGCCAAGGAGGCCCCGCGCUCCGCGCCGCAGGGCCCCGUGUGAGCCGCCGGCCGACCCUCACCCAGACCCAGGAUGCCAGUCUUCUUAUGACGGGGCAGUGAAACAUGCUGUGGAUAUUGGGGAACCAGGACCUUGCUCGCUGCCACCAGGUUAGCCAGGGCUCCAGAUGAGCAUCAUUGCUGCUUCCCAGGAAAAC
Messenger RNA from Sorex fumeus (smoky shrew), 1345 nucleotides. RefSeq names its product family with sequence similarity 110 member C (gene FAM110C). Gene Ontology annotation, cellular component: cell cortex. Lineage: Eukaryota; Metazoa; Chordata; Mammalia; Eulipotyphla; Soricidae. Gene Ontology annotation, molecular function: alpha-tubulin binding. Bases 1 to 1191 code for a protein of 396 amino acids. The record is from RefSeq and is a predicted model, not a curated record. Gene Ontology annotation, biological process: regulation of cell projection assembly; positive regulation of cell migration. The transcript has 4 exons.